This is a messenger RNA of Triticum aestivum (bread wheat), 1251 nucleotides long. Its product is annotated as proline-rich protein 2. Bases 214 to 921 code for a protein of 235 amino acids. Lineage: Eukaryota; Viridiplantae; Streptophyta; Magnoliopsida; Poales; Poaceae. The transcript is spliced from 2 exons. The record is from RefSeq and is a predicted model, not a curated record.
UUCGAGCGCUAGCAUGCACGGUAGCACUAGCACCAACCGAACAAUUGCUCAGUCUCUCCUUCUUUAAAUGGUCCAUCAGUUCCAUUUCGUUGCCGCGAACUGAAGGAGAGCUAGCAUGUAUCCCGCGCCCAGACCCGCGCCGCGACGGGCACACGCGAGCCAGCAGCAGCAAGGCCAGCACCGUGCGAGAUAGGGAGGGUGGGAAGGAAGGAGAUGGGUUGCUAUCCCCUGCGCGUGAUCGUCUCCAAAGCGCUUGGGAAAUGCAACGGGCGCGAACGAUGGAUGGAGGACCAGAGGAUGGACUACGCCAUGGCAUACCCUCCCGGCCCACACCCAGAGACGCUCUACAUGCGGCCCGUGGCGCGCACCGUCACCUUCAGCGGCACCAACUCCGUGCACAUGAUCCCGCCAAACCCGCCACCACAGCAGCAGCAACACCCAGAGCCCCAAGCGCCACCGCCCCAGCACGAGCCCCAGCCGCAGCCCGAGCAGCCCGCUCCCGCGCCGGAGCAAGGCGCGCCGCCGCCCGAGCAGCAGCCGAGGCAGCCGAAGCGAGGCAAGAAGAAGCCGCCGCGCCGCGUCCGGUUCGGUCCCGAGCCACCGCCACCGCAGCAGCAGCAAGAAGAACACCAGGAGCAACAGCAGCAGCAGCCGGAGCACGCGCCGAGCAGCAACCCGGGCAACGGCGCGCCGGGCCACCACGGCCAGCAGGGCCGCGGGCCGCCGGGGUACCUGAGGUACACGCCGUCGCCGCUGCCGAGGUGGGAGGCGACGCCGAGGCGGCACGAGUACUUCUCCGGGGAGUACCGGUACAGCUACCCGACGCCGGUGCGCGAGGGCAUCUACAGCAUGGCCACCGACGCCAACCGCCUCACCACCAUCUUCAGCGAGGAGAACCCCAACGCCUGCGCCAUCGUCUGACUCUGACCCUGAGCGCUUGAAGUCGGCCGGCCGGCCGGCGAGGAAUGAGGUUCUCCAUCGCGCCGUAUUUCCAUUAGCUCUUUGCACCGCCUGAUUGGAGGGAGGAGAAUCCGGUUCCCUUCUCGUAGGCGUAUGUUGUGCAGGCGAAAGAAAGGGGGAAUAGUUGGGUGGUAUGACACGAUGAGAUGAACAUUCGCGUUGUCUGGAUUCGGUUCGUAGGAUAUUACUUCCAUGAUGCUCUUUUCGCGCGCUUCUCUUGGAAAGCUAAGAAGAGAUUUGUCAAUGACUGUUGGCCACCAAAGACAGAUUAAUUAAGCAUAAUGUGUCUAA